UUUUGAACACUGAGGCCCUGCUUUGUCUCCACAUCAGGAUUUCGUGAACCUUGCUGCUGCUGCUGCUGCACGUCUGGUUCCAGGUGUGUCGCUCUCCUCGAUGAGGUCAUGAAACUCGAUAUGAUCCACUUCCAGGGUUUAAUGAAGGGGGCGGUUACAGCUGGGCUCUGUGGGGGAGGACCGAUGGAGGAGGAGGAGACGGACACUCCCUCUGCCUCCUGCUUCACUUCACAGGGACGAGCCAGGAGAGGAGGCAUGGACACCAGGAGCGCCCUGACCAGAGGCAGGCUUUUAUUUUGAAACUUCUCUGGACCAAACCGCCACAGAGACACUUUUAAUUUUAGUUUUAUUUAUAGUGAAAAAAGAGAAAUCACCUGCUCGAUGAUGACGAAGAAUCCACUGAUGCUCUGGGUUGUCAUGGCGAUGGUGGCCGUCCAGGUGGAGGCAGCGCGCGUGGUGAGCGGUCAGACGGUGUGCGUGGGCGGUCCCGAGCGGCCCUGUUACAAGAUUGCGUACUUCCACGACGUGUCGAGCCGCGUCGCCUUCAACGAGGCGCAUCAGGCCUGCGAGAUGGACGGAGGAGCGCUGCUCAGCAUCGAGAGCGCAACGGAGCAGAGAGACAUCGAACACCUGCUGCAGGAGCUGCGUUCGGGCGCGGUAGGUGGUGCGGGAGGAGGCGGAGGCAUAGCAGACGGGGACUUCUGGAUCGGGUUAACUCGGGCAGACGGAGUCGAUCAGACUCCCUCAGAACUCAGCAUUGCCUUCACUUCCUGUCCGAAGCUCUACCAGUGGACCGAUGGCAGCGUGGCCUCCUUCAGGAACUGGUACUUUGAUGAACCGUCCUGUGGAGGCGAGGCCUGUGUCGUCAUGUACCAUCAGCCAACUGCGCCUUCUGGUCUGGGCGGGGCUUAUCUCUACCAAUGGAACGACGACCGCUGCAACAUGAAACACAACUUCAUCUGCAAAUAUGAGCCAGAGAGCCAUCUUGUGAAGGAACAUGGUGACACACCUGGUGGGCGGGACACAGUGACUGCAGGUGGAGGUGGAGGUGUGGUCACGCAGCCUGCAGGCAGUGAAGACAUUCCACCCGAGGUCACUAUGGCCGGAGCUUCAGGCAUGUUGCUGCUGUACAUCGUCAUCCCCACAAUCCCCCUGCUGCUGCUCAUCCUGGUGGCUUCUGCAACGUGUUGCUUUCAGAUGCUCAGCAGAAGUCAUUCCCGCACCAAGACCCCUGCUGACCAAUCAAACCUGUGGAUCUCCAGGAAUCCCAAACCUGACAGCAUGGAGGUCUGACAUCACAGUGACAUCACAGAACACUGUCAGCAGAGCAGAGGGGUGACAUCACUCUACAGUCAAACCAAUCAGUUGUCUUCACAGACAAGCGUUGAAGUCAUCAUAGACUCUUUGAUUUGUAUCACACAUUUCCUGUUUGUUACUGUUUUCUUUUCUUCCUCCUUUUUUUCUUUCUCUCGUCCCUCUUUCUUCUGUCCUCUCCCACCUACUCCUCCCCUCUGUCCUCCUUUUCCUUCCUUCCUGCGUCCUUCUCCUCCUGUUUCAGUCACCCAGACGUUCCCGUUUAAUUAACUGAUGUAGUUCACGAUGUCAAAAUUGUAGUUUCAUUGUGUGGUUGAAGAAAUCCUUCGCCGACAGUCUUAAUGUAUAACAUAGAGUUUAUUUACAAAAAAGACAAUGUCAUAACCGAUGCUUUGUAGAGCCAUCGGGGGACAGGAGGCCCAAUCUUCCUAACUCCCCUGAACAAAGGAGAAACAGACAUUAUAUAGUGUUAGCAACCCCCACAUCCUGCCUUUCCAUAUAUGGUUAAGAAAACAGCUCCAGCCUCCUAACCUAUAGCUGAACACCUGGACAAUCCCUUAUAUGGAAAGCCAGAGAUCCUACAAGGACAUUCUAUACAUUCCUUCUGUGGGGGAAGUUUAAAUCACAUCUCCUUUGCCUGAACCUUUAAGGAAAGAGACAAUACAUACAUUCCAGUAAAGACUUUGAGAAAGAGACAACAUAUGCAUACAUAGAAUUUUAGCAUAGCAGUACAAACACCAUAUAUAGUAAUUUCUGAAAAACCAGGUAUAUCUUAUUUCCUGCAUGUAUGUGGGGUCAUUCUCUUUUUUGGAGAGAGCAACAACAGGUUACACUCUCUCAUACCAUUUACUCCUAAAGGAGAAAACCUAAACAUAAAUGCAGUUUAACACACAAUUUAACACACAGAUCGAUCAGACACCACACUGAGUAAAUUGAAUGAAGUUAAUGAGGGAGGGGAGCUAUCAGCAGCUGAGAGGAAAUGAAGCAACCCCUCGGGGGGUGGAGUCACAGCAGGGGUGCGUUUGAGUUCAGAGGAGCUGAUGGAGUAGCUGCCCGUGGGGACGGGGGGUGUUAACAGAGAGCGUUAAAGGGUCGUUUCAGAAAUUAAAAAAGGGGGGCGGAGCUCAAAGCGGUGAAACUAGAAUGACUUGAUCACUUCCUCAAUCACUUCCUCCGAUCAUUGAUUAGCUGUUCAGUCUUCAGGUGUCUAAAACAUUCUCUUUCUGAAUCUCAGCAUAAGGCUCCGCCCCCAAACACCAUAUUAACCAUAAAUGCUGCAAAGAAGCCACAGAGAGGCCCUGAUCUCUUCAGCCAAUCGCAACGUCCUCUGGCAGUGACCAAUCACUAAUCAAUCACUGAUCCAUGGAUGGAUCAUCAGUUCUGCUGAAUGUGACUCACAGUGAUGACCUGCAGGUAAUGGUCGCUGUCACACAGGUGAGUGUCAGGUAGGACCGUUUCUUCUCGCUGAGUCUGAGCUGGCGGUCUCAGAGCGACACCACCUUCAACGCAAACAACUCACAUCCAUAAAAACGUGAAUGGUUAGAGCAGUGCUUCUCAAUUAUUUUCUGUUACGCCCCCCCCUAGCAAGAAGAAAACUAU
Archocentrus centrarchus (flier cichlid) is the source of this 2913-nucleotide messenger RNA. RefSeq names its product chondrolectin (gene chodl). Bases 382 to 1293 code for a protein of 303 amino acids. NCBI's taxonomy places the organism in Eukaryota, Metazoa, Chordata, Actinopteri, Cichliformes, Cichlidae. The record is from RefSeq and is a predicted model, not a curated record. The transcript has 9 exons. Gene Ontology annotation, cellular component: cytoplasm. Gene Ontology annotation, biological process: positive regulation of axonogenesis.